Messenger RNA from Polychytrium aggregatum, 1634 nucleotides. RefSeq names its product Metalloenzyme, LuxS/M16 peptidase-like protein. The record is from RefSeq and is a predicted model, not a curated record. The transcript is spliced from 4 exons. The coding region runs from base 76 to 1461 and encodes 461 amino acids. Gene Ontology annotation, cellular component: mitochondrion. Lineage: Eukaryota; Fungi; Chytridiomycota; Chytridiomycetes; Polychytriales. Gene Ontology annotation, molecular function: metal ion binding.
UCCGUUCGUACCCUUUCGUCUUCGUCUCUCCGCGCCCUGUUGGCUGACCGAUAGCACGAUUGCUCUUUUGUGACAAUGCUGCCCAAAGUCGUUCGAUCUGCCGCCGCCCGCUCGGCCCAGUCGGCUCGCGCCUACUCGGUCCUGAGCACCCAGUACAGCGCUACCACCUUUGUGCGCAAGGGUGACCAGGUUGCUUCGGCUCCCCAGGCCAACAAGGUCGUCUCGAAGUCAAAGUCCGGCAUCACCGUCGCUACCUACGACAGCAAGGGCCCCGCUAGCUCUCUUGCCGUCGUUAUUGGUGCUGGAAGCCGACACGAGUCCGCCCCCGGUGUCGCCCACCUGCUCAAGUCCUCCCUCAUCAGAAACCUCCCCGAUGACACCAUCGUCCGAACUAUCCGUGAGACCGAGCUCCGUGGCGACAGCUUCUACGCCUCUCAUACCCGCGAGAGCAUCGUCCUUGGCUCCGACUUCCUCCGUGAUAACCUCGUCGAUGCCGUCCCCCUUCUCCUGAGCCAUGUCUUCAACAAGCAGUUCCACCCCUACGAGUUCUACCGCAUCGGCCCCAAGACCGCCGCCGAGUCCUCGGUCACCCUUGCCGACCCCGUGGCCAGCUCGUUUGAGGCCGUUCACCGCGUUGCCUUCCGCAACGGCCUCGGCAACUCGCUCUUUGCCUCCGAGGCCUCCGUCAAGGCCCUCAACCGUGCCAAGCUCCACGAGUUUGCCAACAACUACUUCACUGCCGAUAACAUCACCAUCGUCGGCAAUGGUGUUGCCCACCAGGACCUCGUCGAGCUCGUCGACAAGGCUCUCGAGAGUGUCCAGGUCAACGCCAAGAAGGCCGAGACCACCGCCACCAAGUACUUUGGUGGUGAGCACCGCAUCGAGGCCGGCCCUCAGUCCACCGCCACCUACGUCGUUGCCUUCCCCUCGGUUGCCCGUGGCUCGAACGACUAUGCCGCCGCUCUUGUCCUGAGCUCCCUCCUCGGCGGAUCCCAGCGCAUCAAGUGGGGUGCUUCUUCGGCUCUCCUCGGUGAGGCCUCCACCGCCAACACCAGCUCCUCUGCCUUCAACGCCUCUUACUCGGACGCCGGUCUCCUCGGCUUUGUUGUCCAGGGCCAGACCGCCGACGUCAAGUCGGUUGCCCAGCGAUCCAUUGAUGCUCUCAAGAAGAUUGCCAACGGCAGUGUCUCCGAGGCCGACGUUGCUGCUGCCAAGAAGGCCACCAUCAUCGACGCCGAGGCUGGCGUCUGGGGCAGCCGUGAGACCUCCGUCAAGGAAAUCGCUGCCGAGACCCUCACCACCGGCAGCUUCGCCGCCCCCACCGACUUUGCCCAGCAAGUACAGAAGGUCACCGCUGCCGAUCUCAGCAAGAUCGCCCGCGCUGCCCUCGCUGCCCGCCCGAGUAUUGUUGCCCACGGAAACACCGUCAAGCUCCCUUAUGCCGAUGAGCUUAGCUUCUAACUGCUUUCCCAGUUAAUUUUCUUUGGCUGAGAAAUUGAUCCUCGUUCUCUUGCAUUUGAUAUGACCCUUAUUGAACUACAUUCCAGUCUGCGCGAACGGGGCACCCGAUUCUGAGGCCAGUGGCCAUGUUUUUUUUUCCUGGCUGUUGAAUACACACACCCAUUCACCACAAA